Molecule: messenger RNA, 1435 nt
Organism: Haliotis rufescens (red abalone)
Lineage: Eukaryota; Metazoa; Mollusca; Gastropoda; Lepetellida; Haliotidae
Exons: 8
Coding region: 50-796 (248 amino acids)
Source: RefSeq, a predicted model, not a curated record
GUCUCUCCAUCCAGACGCAGAAACAGUGCUCACGCAAACAUCCUCAGUCAUGUUGAAAUUUGGCGUGAUAGUUCUUUUUCUAGUUUACGUCCCAACAACUGUGGCGACCACAUGUGAUGCUUGUAAAACCACGUAUACUGCAGACAAGGCUGCCCCCGCUGACAAUCCAGCAAAAUGCACUGCACUCGCGAAAUAUUUGACCUGUCUGGAGGGGUCUGAGAAGAAUGACGCCGGGUGUCAGCUGGCAACUGCUGAUGCGACUAUCAUAAAAACUGAAUAUGACAGCUUUUCUUGUAGUACAGAGGCAGCAUUUACGGAUACCUGCAUAUGUCAGAAAGACUUCUGGAAGACCGACCAAAAAAGCGGUGCUGCAGCUGUUUGCGGCGCCUCCAUGGCUUACAUUGCGUGCUUGAAGGGGAAGACAAACAAGGCCUGUGAUGGUUCCACUGACGUAACAGCUCUGGCUACUGGCGUAGACACCAGGAUAACAAAACUGGGAAAAGCACACUGUCCUGUCACCCCCACCUGCCAGUGUGAGAUUCAUAAUGCUGAAUCAGACAUUUCCACUGAUGCUAAGAAGUGCACUGCACUGACUGCUCUGAAGACCUGCCUUUCAGCCAUCACCUCUACAACAGCUACCGGAUGUAUCACUGGCACUCAAGCAACCCUUCUGACUGACACGAACACCAAGUUAGCCACGUGUGCCGCGGAUCACGUGACCUUUGCAAUGACGUCACUGGUCGUCUCAGUUCUUGUAAACAUGUUCCUGUGGCGGCCAUCUGUGCUGGCUCUUUGAAACUCCUGUUUGUUUUAAAUUGGUGUUAGUGAUAGUGUGUUUCCCAUUUUCUAUCAUCUUUAUAAUGACGUGCUUUCUAAAUAUGUUCCGUUGUCAAAGAAAAUCGAAGUGACUGAUUUGAGUAUCCGAAUGGAGGUGUCUUGAGAAUUUCCGACAAAAAAAGAAAUAUUUGUAUGACUGCUAUGUAUGACGUGGGCUACACAUAAUUCAUGUUACCACUGACGAACAAUAUAGGGUCAUACAAAUCCUGUGAUAUGCCUAAAUGUGCAUCUUUGGUUCCGAUUUUGAUAAAUUAUGCAGCUUGUAUGCUGUUGUUCCAAUCAUGAUAAUCUGUAGGAUACUCACAUGAAUCAACCCACGUGUUCCGUACCAUAAUGACGUGUUGAUGAAAUACUUGUUGAUUGUUCUCCUGAAAUAAACGGUACUGUUCGCGAAGCCAAAUAAUAUGCUGUUUGUUAACAAAUACAAUUGUUAUCACAACUGUCAUACUCUCCCUUAUGCCACACUAAUUUCGUAAUCCUCGUCAUGAACCAUUGUACGAAUUAUUCGAAUGACUAAACUUCUCAUCACUCGUAAUAAGAAACGAAAUAUGACCAUGAGAUACUGUAUAAGUUUAUAUAAAUCAUCUUGUAAGAUCAA